Molecule: messenger RNA, 1110 nt
Organism: Dama dama (fallow deer)
Lineage: Eukaryota; Metazoa; Chordata; Mammalia; Artiodactyla; Cervidae
Gene: ASPRV1
Product: aspartic peptidase retroviral like 1
Biological process (GO): proteolysis
Cellular component (GO): membrane
Molecular function (GO): aspartic-type endopeptidase activity
Source: RefSeq, a predicted model, not a curated record
AUGGAUGCAGAAGGGCGGGGCACUGAUCCUGCCCGUCGAACAGGAUGCUGGAGGGAGGGGGGUGGGAGGAGCAGGGGCGGAGCUUCCAGAACAAAGGCGAAUGGGGAGCCUUGGAGGCCCAGGCUGGGUAUCAAAAAGGCUCUGCAGAGUGAGCAGGCCACAGCUCCACCCAGCAGUCCGUCAGACAGCCUUCGCCUGGUCCCUCCAGCCUGCCAACAGCGGGCACCCAGCAACAGUCUGCUUAGAGAAGCCUUGUUCUCCAGCGUGAUUGCGCUGACACUGCUCUGUGGCUUUCUCUACCUGCCGUGGGUUGUUGCUGCAGUUCCAGAAGGGAGCAGAGGGAUGGCCGGGAGCGGAGCCAGGAGCCGUGAGCGAGCCUUCGUCCCAGAGCUUUUCGAUGGAGCCAACAUGGCCCCACACCUCUGGCUGCAUCGCUUUGAGGUCAUCAACGACCUCAACCACUGGGACCACAUCACCAAGCUGAGGUUCCUGAAAGAGUCUCUCAGGGGAGAUGCCCUGGGGGCCUUCAAUAGUCUCAGUCCCGAGGACCAGGGAAACUACGGGGCUGUGAAAGAGACCCUCCUGAAGACCUUUGGGGGGCCCGAGGCUGCCCACAGCCACCUGCCCAAGGAGAUCGUCUUUGCCAACAGCAUGGGUAAGGGCUACUACCUCAAGGGGAAAAUUGGCAAAGUGCCCGUGAGGUUCCUGGUGGACUCCGGGGCCCAGGUCUCCGUGGUCCACCCGAGCUUGUGGGAGGAGGUCACUGAUGGCGACUUAGAUACGCUGCGGCCCUUUGAGAAUGUGGUGAAAGUGGCCAACGGGGCCGAAAUGAAGAUCUUGGGCGUCUGGGAUACGGUGGUGUCCCUGGGCAAGCUGAAGCUGAAGGCAGCCUUCCUAGUGGCCAACGCGAGUGCGGAGGAAGCCAUCAUUGGCACCGACGUUCUCCAGGAUCACAACGCCGUCCUGGACUUCCAGCAUCGCACAUGCACACUUAAAGGGAAGAAGUUCCGCCUUCUGCCGGUGGGAGGGUCCCUGGAAGAUGAGUUCGACCUGGAGCUCAUAGAGGAGGAGCCCUCCUCAGAGGAGGGGGGGCAGCAACUCUCUUGUUGA